Porites lobata is the source of this 26036-nucleotide messenger RNA. NCBI's taxonomy places the organism in Eukaryota, Metazoa, Cnidaria, Anthozoa, Scleractinia, Poritidae. The record is from the annotation of a GenBank genome assembly.
AACAAUUGUCUUUUUGCUCUUGAACGUCUAAUUGCUCUAAUUUGGGAUCUUCCUAAAAAUGCAUUGAAACAUAUCCUACACGUUGAACGUUAUCUUUCACUCAAAAUUGCUGUACGUAUUUGCGUCAUUAAGCAACAUCGUUCAAGUAUAAAACAUCCUCAUUGAUCGUAAAAACCUUAUUCACCAAAAGUUGGUAAAUACAGCGGAUCAAAACAGCUGAAAACUGAGGUACGUAAAGUAUAAAACGCUUUACCAUAAAUGAAAGCCGGUUUUUUACUUACAAUAUUUCGUAGCCUUUUGAUUAUCUUUAUACUUUGAUCAUGAACGGCGUUUAAUCGACACCACUGCGCCUUAUGUGAACAUAUUUAUCUGUUACGGCCAAAAGUUAAAGUACCUUUUCUGAUUCACUCUACCCCUUUCCCCAAGAAACGCUUAAUACCCAAACUAGCGAUUUGUAGAUAUGCUGGAUUUAUGAGUUGCAUUUUAAGUCUUUAUUAAAGUCGCCGAUGGGUUUUGUGUUAAAGUUGGUGGUGGAAAUUGCGAGUUGACUUCGUGAGGCCAAAUAACGUUGUGCACUGUAGUUAGUAUUUUGUUUCUACUUGAAUGCCAAGGCGAGUCACUGGUCACCAGUGAAUUAGCUUCGUGAGUAGUUCGGUUUGAGUUGUUAAGUAAGCAGAGUCGCAACACGAAUUGGAGUUUGCAGGUUGUGAGGUCACGUUUAAAAGCCUUCACUAUAUUUUUUUCACAAUUUAAGCGUAUUUUUCCCUACCAUAAGGUCACUGAAUUAAAAAGAUGUACAAAGAUGUGUGUUUAAUGAAGUCAAAUAGAACAGAUAUUUUUUAUAUAACAUCGAACAAUUACUACUACCUGAUAUAAGAAUACAAUUAUCCUUUGGGUGAGUAAUGCUUUAUCGGACUUCUACAAACACCUUGCAUUUGCGCAAACUGUUCUUCCCUGAAUUAAAAAGGAAGAAUUUCGCUCACAUCUUCAUAGGAAUUUAAACGUUUGUUAGCGUCAUAGCAUUUUUUGAGACAAAAGGAAUUUAUUUUAUCUUGCGUCAAUUAAAAAGGAAUAAUGUGCACUUCAUUCGAUGGCAUGAAUGUUACUGAAAAUAGAAAGUUAUUUAAACUGGCCAAAACGUUUUUUACUCCGUUCUUUCAUCUAGUGUAGAAUCCUAAACACCGACUUAUAUGUCGUCAUAUAUCUUAGAAAUCUUCAAAACAUCCCUUAUCAUCGGUCAAUUUCUUCUGUUUUUCGCAUCUGAAGAAGAAAAGAAGUCAUAUCUAAAAUUUUAGCGAUGGAAUUGAAAGUUUUAUUUUAGGGUUACAGUUUGAUAAAAUCGCUCUAAAUGAAUACAAUUCCAUUAAAAUUGACAAAAAUUUUUGCAAUCCACGCUCACUCAACGCGAGCAUCCAGUCCGCUGAAUAUCUACAGUCCUGCUAAAAUUUCUACGAAUGUUUUGACAAUCAUCCAAUCAAAAUCACUUCCGGUGUUUGGAUUGUGACAUCACUGAACAGUGUGAGCACCCAUCUUUCAGACGUCUCCCUCGGAAGUUUGCGAAUGUAUAAGUCUAUAUAACUUUUUAUUAAUAAACCUGAGGCUUCUUGCUUUUUUUCAUAUGGAUAUUCUUGGAAGGUUAUAAGCCCUGAAGACAGACCCAAGGGUGUUACUUCCAACCUCAGAAUUCAUCGAGUGAGUGAUUAUCUCGUCAAUAAAAUGUUUCUGUGACACAGGUAAUUAUUACACAGUUUAACUUAUCCAGAAAGCGAAGAUCCUUUUUUUUUCUACUGGAUAAAAGAGUGAGUUUUUAGAUACUUUCGUCGAAACUCGAACUUCUAGAUUUAUAUUUGCCCUUAGAUGUCGUUAUGUAUGAGUCUGAAGGAUUCAAACAGACCAGUUAGUUAUCUCAUAGACUAUAUGCCGCAGCUCCAAAGAGGGGAACUGACUUAGGAUUCCUUGCGUAAUUUAAGUUUCGUAGAACUAUUUUAAGUAAUAACAGAAACUUGUCGUUAUCACAGAAGGAAUUAAAAAUUACGAAAGAAUGAAAAGUAAAUUCAUCUCUGUAUCACUUCUUCCUCAAAAUGACCAUGACACAUCAAUCAUAGGGUUAAUAAACUAUGUUUGUAAAAACAAAAUGCAUUUGUCUCUUUGCGACCAGAUGGCGGAAUUUGUCAAUUUAUACCCAUUAGAACAAGUCACCGGAAUUAAAAAUGAAGCAUUAAUUACAACACGAUCGAUGGCGUUUUCAAAUGGCCAGCUAACGUCAGUAAUAAAAAUGAGAUCAUGCCUGCUGUUUUUGGUCAAACAUUUUUAUUUGUCAGCCCGAUAAGCUGGCACCUCAGCUGACAAAAAAAUGUUUUUUGCGUAUGAAUUUGAAUUUUUUGGGGGAUGGGAGUCCUCCUGAAAUUAUAUCGAAACAUAUCCUGCGUUAAAUCUUGUUUAAGUUUUAAUUGCUGGUCGUAUUUGGAUCUUCAUAGGCAAAACGACUCAGACAAUUGAAGAAGCGAACAGCAGAACUCUUUUAGCCACCAAAAGUUAGGAGACAUAUAUUACAACUGAUCAAAAGAGCUGGAAAAUCUGAGGUGCGAAAAUAAAACUUUUAAAUAACAAGAAUGAUAUGGAAGCGAGGGGUGAUUUUUCCUACAUUAUUUCUUAGUUAUUUCAGUGAUAUUCUUACUAUAAUCAUGACCGGCGUGAGUGCAAUAUUCCGGUUUAUUUCGGCAUCACUUUCAGUGUAUGUUAACUAUUCAUGUUUUAUGUAAUAUAUCAAACAUGAGACGCAGUGUUUCAUCACCAGAUGAAACACCGAGAAGAGAGUUGAAAAUACGACGCGCAGCGGAGUAUUUUUGACGAACUUCGAACAAAAUCAUUUUUGAAGGAGAAAUUAAGGAUGCAAAAAAGAGCAGUUUUUCAUCUGAUAUCCAAACACUCAUUAAACAUUAAUUUCCUUUGAAUUUUCGCUAUGAAUUAUUAAUUAGUUUGAGAAAUACAUGUAAUAUAUAUUGUAAAGAGGGCACGUCUGUUGUGCUCUCAUCCGCACGACUCCCUCCCUCCUUCCAUCCUUCCUUCCUUCCUUAGUUUCAGCGGUUAAUAGGUCUAUCCGGAUCCAAUCAUUGUUUUAUUAUUUAUUCAAAAUAAUUUCUAGUUUAAGAACAUAGCUAAGACAUGCUUACUGUUACCUUAAUCGAUUGUGAAUUUCCCGUCUUCAACUGCAUAUUUUAUCAUCAAGUUCCGAAGAUUCAAUGAAUCUACAAAUAACAGAUGUCGUCUGAAAAGAAACAUUUAACAUUGUUUUUUAUUUCGGUAUUUCUUCAUUUUGUUUUUAAGUUUCACGUCAAUGCAUCAAUUGUCCAGUUUCUGUUUGUAUUUUGACAGUCGUCGCAUAAGCGAACUUGACUUCCUUUUACAGUUAGCACGGUUCGUCGCUCACGCCACGCUGUUUCAUAGAAGUACUUCGAUGUAUCAAUCACCUUGUCCAUUCAGAAUUUCCUAUUUCUGCUUUACCGCGUUGCACGGUUUUGAUAAUGAUUUCAGCUAGAAUGAUUGGAUUGCGUUCACUGGAAAGUGAUGUUUUUAACAAUUCUUAACCGGCGGAAAAUGCAAAACUUUUCUCCAUCAGCGACAUUUGCUACAUAAAUAAAAAAGAGCGAAAAAUAUCCGGUGUUGCAUGGACACUACUGGACACAGAAGAACACCGACUGAUCAUGGCGACGAGACGAAAGCUUAGCAGACUUUCCCUUCGCCUAACGAGAGACUUGUUUUUUUAUGAACACAUACUCGGACUCAUGACGUCCCUAUUUAUGUUAACCUUGAUGGCCAUGAGUUUCUCUAUUGUCUCGUCGGUUUUGACCGGCCCAUUCUUUAUUUAUUUACUUUAUUUUUUAUUGAUCUAUAUUACAAUUAUUUUCUCCCCAAAACGACGAUAUAUUUUAUGUAAUAAGAAAUUCGAUUUUUUUAGUGAUUGAAAUAUUUCUGAAACUUGAACUAGAAUCAAACUUAAACAACUGAGCAAAAUGCUGCUUGGAUCUUUCUCUGAAAAAAAUGCAUUGUUUUAAAGGGAAAGAAGUCAUAGAACAAAUUCAAAUUUCAUUUUAUCCAUGUUUUCUCGGGAAAUAUAAAUUAUUCAAAAUUUUAUGUGGUAUUCACGACUUACGAAAAUGCAAAACGAAAAAAAGAAAACUUCUUCAAAGAUAUAGUGUAAAGAAGUAUUUUUAAGACUGCAGGUUAAUAGGCUUCUAUUUUUCUUUUUUUUGUUCCAACUCUCGGUCUCCGCGGUCUCCCAGCUCAGAAAGCUUGAACAGGCUUUUCAAAAAUUGACUUUGUUUGAUCAAAUAAACGCCAGGGUGAUCUGCGAACGGACUAUAUAAUUCCCUGGGGUACUUCUUUAUAAUAAUCUGUCUUCGUCUCCGGGGGAACUCCUCUAUAGAAAUUUCUGAGUAUAUUAGCUGCAUAGAUAAUUAACGUUAUUGUCUGCAAAUAGGAGAGAGAUUUUAUCCCCAGUUUUUACCCUGACCAGGGUAAUGCAUAUAUGAGAUAUAGGUAAAGGAUUUAAGAAAUUAUGCAUCGUGGCAUCACCGCGAUUUUCCGGUAGGCUUUGAUAGAUUGGACUAGCAUAAUUUUUGGCACAUUUAGUCACCACGAGCAUAAUUUUCAUCUAUUUUUCGAAAAAAAGCACUGCUAGCAUAAUUCGCACUUUUUGGUAUAAUUUUGCAGUACAAAAAUUGUCAUUUAUUGAACAUGCAACCAAUGUUUUUGGUCCGAGAUCUGUGUUAUAGGCAAAUCUAAGUAACGAAAUCAUUUUUUUGUCUGCUUAUUGUCACAUUCAUGGGACCUGGGUCCAACAGGAAGUGACUCAGGACUCUCUCCACAAGUUAUGGACAUAACAAGCUCGGUUACCUGAGGUGGCGUCCGCGUGUUGGUUAUUCAUUGGUUGAGUUUUUAUACUUGUCAGACAAUGAAUUAAGGAUUCUUAAAGUUUCUUGGUGUAAACAGGGUAAAUGAGUUUGCCAUUUAAUUGUACAUGAAGCAUUGAGGUGUCUUUUUUUUUAAACAAAUUUCAAGUAAAAAGUGAGAAGCAUAAUUUCUGCAUUUUGUUUGCUAAAACGAGCUUAAUUUACUAAAACUAGCAGAAUUAUUGGCAUAAUGUUAGAAAUAAUACGAGCACUGCAAGUAGCAUAUCAUGCUACUUUUGCGAGCACAGUCUAUCAAAGCUUAUUUUCCAAGGUACCUCCUUCCUCCCCUCCCCUCCCCUCCUGCUAACUCGUGGUUAUUAAACUUUGCGUGCCUAACUCUUUAAUACCCACGAAAUAAAUUCAGUGACAUGCUAUGAACCAUGAUCAUUUUGUUUUCAACAGAUUGGAAGAUGGCAAGCAUGAAAACAUUAUUCAUUAUUUUCGUUAUCAUGUUCCCAGUCGCGAUGAUAACAGAGGAAGAUGUAAAUCAUGGAGGUAAUAACAACCACAAAAAUUUAAUAACCUGAGGUCAGGCCCAAUUUUUGGCGGUUUUCAUACAUUCUCUCUAACGGCUACCGCUAAAAUUGGGCUCUCUUUUCGUUCCGCCUUCCCCGCCGGAAUGUAAUUUUCAAAGCGAAACGAAAAUAGAGCCUGAUAUCAGGUUAAAAAUUUAAUUGUGCACCUGCGGAUUGUCGCCAUUUUAUUUUAACAUCCUGUCUCUCCUUCAUGUACAGAAAGCUGCUUAAAAUUUUCAAUUUUACACUUUCCCUGAAACAUCAUUCCGAGGAUUUAUUCACCAUAAUUUUCACAUCGUCCAUAAAAUUUGCAUGAGAAUUGUUUUCACUUUCUCCUUGGAGAAAGCAGUCAUCAUAAAAGAAAUUGAAGGCAAUUUAUUGAUGCAAAAUUUUUGGGGGGUAAACAAGAUGUUUUACGGGCGAUGUAAAAAUGGUGAAUAUGUUAACAACUUCUUUAUUAUAUUUGUUUUAUUAUUAUUUUUUAAUUUUUUCUCCUCAAAAAAUGCGCGAUCAACAUUUGGCAAGAUUUCUUUCGUUCAGUGUCCGUUCAUGAAUUGCUUUGCGCUAUUGUUUGUUUUCUAAUGGAUUUCAAAGAAAUUUGCUGUACAGUCAGCUCGCCCUUAACAAACACCUCUUUAGACGGACAAUCCUCUGAUGUUGGCCCCUGUCAUUAUCCAGUCUUUUGACUACAACUAUGCUCUCUAUAAGACAGAACCUCUCAAAGACGGACAACCGACACUUUCGAAACCAUCAACGGACAAUUGAGAAGUGCUUUAGGUAGUGAAAAAUACCGCAAAACGGAAAUGUAGGUGCACUACAUGACGGUACAAAUUGCAAUUAGGGUAAGCAAAUUACUAGCCUGAGCCAGUCUCUCAGAUAGUAUAGUGUGGACCAGGAGUGCGGACGUAUUAAAACGCGCAAAGCGAAAAUAAGACGCGCGCGACUUGGGAAAGGGGGCGGUGGCGGCGAGAAAAAUGGGAGAGAGAGCCUGUUAGCAUUUCUUUAACGACCCUCUUCCGCCCAUUUUUGUCACUCCUGGAUUCGGCUGUCAAAGCUGUUAACACUUCAGUCAGCUACAAUCAUUCUCAAGUUUCUCGCGCGAGCAUUUCGCGUGACGCGAACUCCUUGUGCGAAUGUGUGGAAAUUCAUGUCUUCGAAUUCGUUAUCCUGUGAGAGCACCCGGUUUUUUCGGCUCUAGUUUCUAGUUUCACCCGCCGAAGCGACGACCAGAAAUACAUCCGCUGUUCGCAGGCUACGAAUUCGUUAACGGCGUCUGCGAAUCUCGCACUCGAUCAUUCAAAGUGCUGCAGGUUUUAUAGCAAUCAAGGGGGGCGGUAAGUUUUUUCCUCUGUUGGGUAGGUUAUGCUCUGGAAGGUUCUGCAUUUUCACUGAGCAAAUGUGAUUUUAGUCGCUUGUUUCACACUGAGAGGUCACGGCACACUAUCGAUUUACUGUGGCUUUUGUUUCUGGUCGGCAGGAUUUGCCCUCUGAUAAGAGAGCAUUUUCCUUGACCUCUUUUGAACGUAAAGCUUUUUAUUGCGGCUGAAUAAGGGUUUUAAUUUUCUCCAAAGUACCUUCUGGAUCUGACUAACUAAGUGAUUUUCUUUAGUCCGUGAAUGUAAUGUUUUUCUGCAAUGUUGUAUCACGCUGGCCCAAGCUCGUUAGUUUUCUUUGCAGAAUGUUAAAUUAUCAAGGAUAGUGAUUUACAGAUCCAGAAUUAUAAGAAUGAAGUGCAGCUUAAACUUAAGCUACAUCAACAAGGGAGAAUUGCAUUGUGACUCAGUAAACUCCAGCUUAGUGUUUCUCUUAUAAUAGUGUGAGUCUUUUGGCUGGAGCGCGUAGUUUCUCCCUUGGUAAUAGCUUUUUAAAGCUUAACAGUCUUUGGACUGUUUUGUUAUAUUAUUGCCACUUUGUGAUCAGCCAGGACUCCGGACUACCGAAAACAAUUUCGCACAUUCCUUCUCUCGCUUUCUUCUCGACUUUCUCUCCCUCUUCACUGAUGCCAAUAGAUGUGGCCGAAAGUCCAAGCUUUUUAAAUUCAGUGUUCCACUUGAUCUCGCAUUAUAGAUAUCAGCGGCGAAACGACUAUUAUCGUAGAGCUUUCGGAUCUUGUUUACUGUGGGUAAUGUCGACCGAGACAUCGGUCGAUAUAGCGGCCGAUAUAGCGGUCGAUAGUCGGUCGACAGUCGGUCGAUAGUCGGUCGACAGUCGGUCGAUACUCGGUCGAUAGUCGGUCGACAGUCGGUCGAUAGUCGGUCGAUAGUCGGUCGAUACUCGGUCGACACUCGGUCGAUACUCGGUCGAUAUAGCGGUCAAUAGUCGGUCGAUAGUCGGUCGACACUCGGUCGAGACACGGUCGAUAGUCGUUCCAGAUGUGUCUCGGCCGAUAUAGCUUUUCGUUCGCCGACACUACGCUGACACUUCGCCGACACUUCGCCGACACUUCGCCGACACUUUGCCGACACUUCGCCGACACUUCGCCGACACUUCGCCGACACUUUGCCGACACUUUGCCGACACUUCGCCGAUAGUUGGUCGAUACUUGACCGAUGUAUCGGUCAGUAAUUGGUCGACACUCUAAGGUUAAAGGUUCUAAGGUUAGAGCAGCUUUAGCCAAGCGUGGGAAUAGCUGAAAGAUUAAACUUUUGCCAAAACCGGUGAGUAUAAUAGCGAAAACAUCUUUACCGCGAGCCAAGUCGCAGACACUCGUCUAGCUAGCCUGAGUAUCGGGCGUUUCUGGGGGAAAAGGGGAAGGAUGGAAGUGAAAAAGGGAGAGAGCUGAAGGAGAGAAACGCCUGACACAGAUGCUUUUACUGGAGCCUUCCACCCCCACACAGCAUGAUUCGAUACCAUCCAAUCAAAAUCACAUCCGGUCAUUGGGUUGUCAGCUUCAUCUGUCAAAAAGCUCGCCUAAAAUAAAUCUCACCUUACUGUCUGGCCAAGCUCCGGUGCUUGUAUUGCUACGAUUUCGCUUUUUCUGAAACCUCCAAUGAGGAGUUUUCGAGUACUUGUAAUGGAAAACCUACCGUUUUUGAGGAAUUAUAACAUGAUUUAGGAAUUUUGCUAAUGUGAGAUCGCCAACGCUCUGUUUGUAAAUAAACGUGUGCCCAGAAAACUGUAAAUUGCUUUUGUUUACAGAGUUACAACAGCGGCGCUCAUUAAUAAUCAAGUUCCUGAGAGUCUGGCAGCUAAAAAGCUGAUGUAGAUCAGGCCGAAAAUCGUCCGAGGGAAAAUCUAAAGUCAAGCUAAAGCCUUGGUGCUGUCGGCUAUUCUCAAUACAUGGCUACCUCGCUCUAAUUUUAUUUACACUAACAAUACCCUUUCAGUGACAGGAUGUUGUAAAGCAAAACUUAGACAUCCGAAGCACUGAUAUCGUCUUCUUUGUCCUGUUCUUGUGAAACCAAUACUCGGACAUAGUUUCGGCAGAAGCUGGUAUAUGAGGUUUUUCCAUACUCCGAGAACAUCUUUCCUUUGAACUACGAGGCUUUGAAACACAAUUCUUGCUCGGGUUUUAUUUUUAUUCCCGGAGAGAACUUGAGAGCGCCCUCUAGAGCCUCUUUGAAUUCCUCUCUGCGUCUCUAUCCAUUAAAUUACCACAUGAAAUUAAAACACUCUGCUCGUGUUUACUUGCGGUCGGUGACGUCAGGGCUUAUUGUCUGUUAUCCAAUCACUGCCACAUCCAGAUUCUGGAUGUGUCACACGAUUUGCUGAAUGGUUUUGUGUCAGGCCUUCCUUUCUCUUCUCCCCCUCCCCCCUCCCCCAUCUAAAAUCUCCUCUCCCCUAGCCCCUUAGGAAGGCCUGAUACUCAGGCUACGUCUAGCCUGAGAUCAUGCCGAAAAAAAAAUAACGCCUGAUCUCAGGUUAACACUCGUCCAAAGCACAAUACAACGCGAAUUCAUCAAGUUGACAAGCACGAUUCGCGCUGGCUAUCUUGGUGAUGACAAACUGAUAACCACGCCACGAGGUGAUGAUGUUAACUGUCACAAUUGACCAAUCAGAGGGUAUAUCAGGAGCUGAUAUACCGGAACAGGCCGUUAAAAAAAUGCGUACAGGCUCCGCCGCCCUGUCUCUCCCCAGCCCCCGCGCGUUUUUUGCAUUUCUUUUUACUGAACGCUUUUUCACCACUAUCUAGCAAAUUACAUACCCAAAUACAAUACGCGUCUUCCUACAGCGCGUAUCUUCUAAACGCCAAGUGAAGAUAAUCUCUUAACCUGUAAAACAGCCAUCUUCUCGGUCUUUUAGCUGAACUGUUUGAGCCUUAUGGGAACUUCAGAUAGUGACAUCAAAAACAAACCGCUAUAAUGACUUAUUUUCAUAUUUUUUAGUACUUACAGUAAUUAAUGUACAGUAGAACCCCGGUAAUUCGAAUUCUGAAAGGGGAACGAAAAACAGUUCGGUACAUUAUAGUUCAGUUUUUUUUAUAUUGUUUUGCACAAGUGUAACAGAUGUGUGUUUAGCUCGAGUGAGUUCAGCUUUAUUUUCUUGUAAUUAUUGGCGCCACCUUACAUUGACUGUCUAUUAGCGGGACACCUCCCUUAAAUAGACGGAGAGUCGGGACGGGACCAGAAGGUAUCUGUCUUAGAAAGAAUUGACUGUAUUAAUUGACUGCUUUCCAGUUUGUCCCGUUCCGAUGAAUAAAGAAGAAGAGGAGUUUAUUAAAGAGCGGGAAAGGAACAGAGAACUAAUGGAAGAAAUCGCCAGAGAAAUUGAAAUGACGUGCUCAGGUAACUUAAAAAAUGAAAAUAAAUAAUAAUAUUAAAAACCUUGGAUGAGCAAGUCCUUCCGCGCGAAUUGCACGCCCUUUUGAAUAGUUUAACCCUUUGGGACAGUUGAGUGUGUUCUACAUGGAACAAUGCAGAGUUUGCAUUUCUAAAGCCACUUACCCUUUUAGUUUAACCCAUUUAAUGUUAAGCAGCAAAUCCAGGAAGUUAUACUUACACUAUCUAUAGGUAGCCAUUUUGACUCCUGAGGGAAAUAACCCAUCUAGCCCAGAAAAGGUUGGCCAUACCACCGACCGGGGUUUACGUCCAAUACUCUUUCCAGUAUACAGUGGUGUGGGUUCUUUUAGGUCGCACAAGUACCAGAUAAGUCCUGUCGGACCUACGGUUUUUAUUCCUUAUCCGAGAAGAUAACAAAGUCUAACCGUUUUCAGAUGUCGUUACGAAGGCAGCACUUUCUUCUCAGUUAUUUAAAGAACCUGAGUGUUGGUCCGGCCGGGGUUUGAACUCGCAACCGCCCGCUCAGCAGACCGGCACUCUCACGACUAAGCCAACCAGACGGCGGAGCUUAAAAAAACUUGGAACACUGCUACCUUAUUAUGGAAAUCCUGACUAAUCUUGUGAGAGAUUUAGACAAACAUUUUGGGCAAAAAUCCACUGCCAAUUUCGCUAUUCUCCACUACUCUUACCAGUUUGAAUUCCUCCUAUUCCGGAAAGCUUAUAAUUAAUAGCCCCAAUUCCGUGAGGUGAAAAGCUAUAUGUUGAACUAAAUAUCUAUAGAAUAAAAGAGCAAACGAGAAAGCUCCUGAAAAUGUUUAUGCUAGUUUUUUUUUCUAAAAACGCACAAAAUUUUCCGACUUGGAAUUUAAUGGUACCGAUUUAGAUAAAAGAUUUCUAGUCCAUGAGCCAUUUUGUGAGAAGUGGGCAAAAAUACAAUAUUUGUAGCGACCCCUUAUGGAAAAUUGUUUCGUUGUUAUUAAAUGAAAACUUAGGAUGUGCUAAAUUGUGAUCGGUCUGUUACCAAACUUGAGACUUUAGAAAAAUUGGGGGCUUAUAUUAAACGGUUGUGGAUGACGAGAAACGUUUUCCCUUAAAUAAUGAAACUAUAUGCAAAUUCGAAGCCUUUCUCUCAAGUUAUUAACCCCUUUCAAUUCGAUCAAGCUUUUUCAAUUCAUGGUGACAAUUGAAACUUAGGGUGCGUUUGAUUGCAUGAGAAACCCGGAUUUAAGUUAAAGUCCGGGUUUUAGAUUUGGCAAUCGAACGCGAAAUGCAAAACGGAUUUCACCCUCACCCCCGAGAAAUCCUUCCUCAAAUCAUGACUUUAUGGAUUUUCUUUAUGUCGUUCUAGUUGGAAAAACUGUUCUCGUGAACAGCGUUUUUUUUCUGGUUGUUAUGCGUGCGCAUGCGAGACAACUGUUCUCUCAAAAAUAGUGCAAAUCUUUUCUCGUAUCCCCAAAAUACUGAUUACCAAAGGUCAAAUUUCACUUGUAUAGCAACCACAUAGACUAGCAACACCAUACGAUAACAGGCCUUUAAAUGUAAUAUUUUUUGUUUGGAGUAUUUAUACCAACGUUUUUCCCAUUAAUUUUAAUCAAGAGAUCAUGAUAUCAGUUGUUUGUGCUUACAUGAGAAACGUUUUAUAAUUAACUUUUACUUGCUGAUUUGUAGACGAGUGUACAACGGGACUACAUAACUGCCACAACGAUGCAUACUGCACCAACACCAAGCAUUCCUUCACGUGUACUUGCAAAGCAGGAUAUACUGGGGAUGGCGUCAACAACUGUGCAGGUAACAUAAUAUGGAGCUGAAACGAUCAGGAAUUUAUCUUAAGUUAUAUGCUAUUCCAUGCCAAAAAUAAUACAGCCAAAUGGAAAGGUAGAAACCUGUUUUCAUAUUCAGUCAGUGGUAUGUCACAGGUUGUAUCUACGAAAAGAGUUUCGGCCUUGGUACGUGUAAAGUUGUGGCCUCUAAUUUUUCCCACAGAAAUUAAUAGCCACGGAAAUAAUUUUAACCGCCAAAAAAGUAUAUUUAAAGCCAACGCUGCAAUGUACGUAUGUUAAUACAGCAAAAAGGCAACAUUUGUAUUCUUGCUUUAACAAAAAGUAAUAAUAAUAACUGCUACAACUUAACUGGUCGAGCUCGAACUGUAUCCCCAAUAAAGCACACAGGCUUAGUGCCAGUAGCCUGAGUAUCAGGCGUUUCUGGGGAAAAGGGGAAAGAUGCAAGCGAAAACUGGAGUAUCAGGCGUUUCUGGGGAAAAGGGGAAAGAUGGAAGCGAAAACUGGAGAGAGGCGAAGGAGAGAAACGCCUGACACAGAUGCUUUUACUGGAGCCUUCCACCCCCACACAGCAUGAUUCGAUACCAUCCAAUCAAAAUCACUUCCGGUCAUUGGGUUGUCAGCUUCACGUGUCAAAAAGCUCGCCUAAAAUAAAUCUCACUUUACGGUCUGGCCCUAUGUCUGGCCAAGCUCCGGUGCUUGUGUUGCUACGAUUUCGCUUUCUUCUGAAACCUCCAAUGAGGAGUUUUCGAAUACUUGUACUGAAAACCUGCCAUUUAUGAGGAAUUAUAACAUGUUUUAGGAAUCGCGCUAGUGUAAGAUCGCCAACGCUCUGUUUGUAAAUAAACGUGUGCCCGGAAAAUUGUAAAUUGUUUUUGUUUACAGAGUUAAAUCAGGCGCUUGUCUGGCAGCUAAAAAGCUGUUGUUAUCCCUCGUAUUCUCGGGUGGUUGAAAGGAGCUGCAAGAAUAAAUAGGAAGGUGCGAUGGUGAAACACCUAUGCCUAGAAAUUAUCAAGCAGCAGCAAAUUCCACCACUUCACAGAGAGCUCGUGAAAGCUGUUACAAGUUCAAAAAGAAGUGAGAGCCUAUAGCAAAGGUCAAUCCCGUUGGCGAAAUAUGAUGGCGCCCGCUUGAGCUUAAGACAUUUCAACAGUGAGAAAAUUUUGGAAGAGGAAGCGAACGAAUUCCAAUCACGUACGCUAUCGUAACCGCAACAAACAAAGUCAAGCUUUUUAAAAGCAUUUGUGCUGUCGGCUACCUCAAUACAUGGCUACCCCGCUCUAUUUUCAUUUACAGUAACAAUACCCUUUUAACGGCGGGAUGUUGUAAAUCUGAACUUAGAUAUCUGAAACACUGAUAUCGUCUUCUUUGUCCCGGUCUUGUGAAAGCAUAUGAGGCUUUUCCAUACUCCGAGUACAUCUUUCCUUUACACUACGAGGCCUUGAAAACACAAUUCUUGCUCGGGUUUUAUUUUUAUUCCAGAAAAGAACUUGAGAGCGACCUCUAAAGCCUUUUUGAAUUCCUCUCUGCGUCCCUGUCUGUAAAAGUAUCACAUACCGGUAAGAAAUCAAAAACAUCGAUCUAUGAAAAAUUUCAAUGACCGUCUCCUUGCCGAUCGCUCUUGCGGUCGGUGACGUCAGGGGGUAUUGUGUGUUAUCCAAUCACUGCCACAUCCAGAUUUUGGAUGUGUCACACGAUUUGCUGAAUGGUUUUGUGUCAGACCUUCCUUUCUCUUCUCCCCCUCCCCCUCCCCCAUAGGAAGGCCUGAUACUCAGGCUAUAGUGCCAGUUAGGCUGGGCAAACAGAAAGUGUGACCAACAUACGUCUGGGACAGGAAACACCGAGCUCAAAGGCUUAGGAACAGAAAAAACUUGAGAUCAUCUUUGAUAUAACGAGAUCAUCUUCACUAAUAUACCUGACAAGGCACGAAAGCCAAUAGCCAGCUAGGCUGUUAGAAACGGUUAGGGUGCAGCAUUUAAGGUAAACAGGUGUUUAUUACGAUUGUGGCUGGGGGUCUGUAGCAUUGCCAAUUUGACUGCGUCAGUCAUUGACUUAUGUCGCCAUUUAAGAGCGGUCCCGGUACAGCUGUUCUAAGCGUACAUUAAGACUAAAUACAUAAGAUAGGGAACCGGUGAAAAACGGCGCUAACCGUACAAAUAAAAUAAGAAGUGAUAAAAUUCAGAAAAAUGGCAGAGCUGAGCUGCCAACAGAAAAAAAUGCGGUCAGACAGAGGCCAGAAAAGAAAACCUGCCCAAAAAUCCAAGAAGGGAAAAAAUGCGAGCGAAAAAUCUGGAUAGGAACCAAGCCUCAAGCUCAAAGACGUUUCUACGGGACUUUAUAAGUUAAUCGAAAUAGGCCGCUCCUAAAAUAAUCAAAAAAAUUAAGAAAACCAAAGAAAGGUUGUUUCAAAAGCCGAUAUGACGUACAGGCGAUAUUUAUACGUAGCCUUUUAUACUCCCGGCAUGGACAAGACAAGACAACACAAGAAAAGAACUUUAUUUAUACCACACAGAAAAAAAGACAUUACCAAAAGACAAUGCUACUUAAUGUAAGGUACAAGCGUCUUAUAGCUAAAAAGCGAAUCUAGCUAGGAGGCAUUAUAGAUUAAUUAAGAGUAUUUAAGAUGUGUUUUCAUGGAGGCACAAGUAGAAAACAAGGUAAAAAAAUAAACAAACAAAUAAACAAAGAAAAUAAAAGAAAAAAACGCAUAUGUAGAGAAUUGCAUCACUGAAAAAUUGAGAAAGUGGAGAAAAUAUUGGAAAAGAAAGAACUUAAUAUGAACUACUGCCCCUGGCUAACACCCAGGUUCUGUAGUAUUUGGUGCCGCCAAAAUAGUUAUUUCUUAUUCUUAGCUGGAUAAUUCGUCAAAAAUAACAACUUGCAACAUGUAAAACUUUGCUCAAACAUUUUUCACUGAUUUUAUCUGCCAUUUUACCGUUGUUAUAAGUGCCAUCAAUUGAGUUAGUGUUCCUUGCAAUUGCCUUCUUUUAAAAACUGAUUUAUUCAUUCGUGGACUACCAGUCUCGGAAACAUUGCAUUGCUAUCUCUCAUUCAAUGAAUAUAAAACUGAAAUAGAACUGAUUCAGUUUGAUAAUUCAGCAUUAAAUCUUGAUUUUCAGACAUAAACGAGUGUCACACAGGAGAACACAACUGUGACGUCACUAGUUCACUGUGCUAUAACACUAUGGGAUCCUUUGGAUGUGCUUGCAAGGAAGGUUAUUCUAAAAAUGGAGAAGAUAAUUGUACAGGUAACACUUCAAAUUCCUUAAUUGAAACACUCAGAUAUUUCGUAACAACGUCUCUUUCAAAUCAAUUUCCUCUGUUCCAAAGUGGUUUUUCACUAAAUUCGCAGCAUUGUUGGGGACAGCAAAGAUACUAAGGAAAGUACUGUCCCUGUAAGAAGAAGGAAAAGAGAGACCUGGGAGCCGUGGUGACUUGUUGUAACCCGCUCCCAAGGACUAUAAACCAGGCCGAACAUCCUGCCUGAGUCUACAAGGAAUGGACAUAAUAAUAAUAGUAAUAAUAAUAAUAAUAAUAAUAAUAAUAAUAAUAAUAACAAUAAUAAUAAAGCUUAUAUAGCGCCGAUAUCAAUAUUGCUUUUUUCAUCAGCACUUAAAAAUAAAAAUCUUCCAAAAAAAAUUACUAGGACUGCAUAAAGACAGGAGCCCAUCAAAUUUGAUGGGCUCCUGAUAAAGAUGAACCUACCAAAAAGAGUUAAAACAAUUAUGUCAACACUAAAAUUAUAAAAAUUACCUAGUCUACUUAACUGAAUGGUAAAAAAAACUACAUAAAACUUACUAAAAACGAGAUUAAAAAGUACAUAAAAUUACAAAAAAGCUUUCUGAAAUAAAGAUGUCUUGAGUGUCUUUUCAAAAGAUGCUACUGAGAGGCUACUCUUAAUUGCAUAGGGCCAUGAAUUCCACAGUUGAGGAGCAGCAGCAGCUGUAGAUCGAUCUCCUAACGUUGUUGAAGUCUUGAUUUCACUGGGUUUAGUAGCAGUGCAUCACAAUCGGAGAGUAAAUUGUAUUUACAUGCUUCUUUAAGAUUAAUAAGUUCCUGGAGGUAAAAACGUGCUAAGCCAGUGAUAGCCUUUUACGUUGACGUUAGUAUCUUAAAUUCAAUUUUGAAUUUAACUAGCACUAUACAGCAACGGUCUUACGUGGCAGUAUUUAAAUUCCUGGAAAAUUAACCUCUAGCGGCAGCAUUUUGGACCCCCUGUAGCUUAUUAAGCUGGUAGGCUGGCAGGCCAUGGAGCAGGCUGUUACAAUAGUCGACGCGACAGUGUUAUACCUAAAAGUUUGGCACUAUUAUAACAGCUAGUUCCUUCUCGUCGACCACAACAGGGCUGAAGACGUGUAAGUCGAUGAUCAUCUCCUUGCAUUUGUCAGCGUUUAGUUGCAUGCAUUGCUCACGUGACCAGUCCUCGACGGCACUAACUGCGCUUUGAAUGUCACCCUGUGCACCUCGCGGGACUAACUCAUCAAUAGUAGAGAGAUUAAGCAUCGCGUUUACCGCAAACGGCAAACUUGAGAUUCAAGUUGAGAAAUUUUGAAAAUGAGAAAUGAGCAGAUAAAAUUAAACAGCUUAAAACAAUUCUUAUGGAUAAAAUUGGCCUGAAUCUACCGAUUUUCGUGUAGUUAUAAUGAACAGGAAACGACUAUUGAAGGGGAAACUUGCUUACGUUUGCCGUUUGCCGUAAACGCGAUGCAUAAUCACCCUGGAAAGCAUCAUCAACGUACAAAAUGUGCUUCUAUGUGUCCACACUGAAACCCCUGAGAAAUAACGAUAGGCCUAGUUUGGAUCCUUGAGGCACACCAGUGGGCACAGGGCCCCAUUCAUAAAAAGAGUCUCUAGUCAACUUUACGCGUUGUUGUCUAUGCGUUAUAAGAAGUCGGCCAUCCAGAGGGUAACAGCGCGAAGAAAAGAUAGGCCGAAAACUUUGCUCUCAAGUAGGGUGUGGUCGCUGAGAUCGAAGGCCUUCCUGUGAUCAAACGGGACGACUCUCACAGCAGCCCCAGACCCGUCGGUGGCUUGCAACCAGGUACAUGUAGCAUGUACGUAAGGGCGUGUAGGGUAGAGGGCGCUGGGAUGCAACCAUACUGAUUUGGAUCAAUCACCUUCAGAACCGCAGGGCCGAAAUGGCGAGCGACGACAAAGUCCUGUGCAAGUUUAGGUAUCACGGAGGUUAGGGAGAUCGGACGAAGAUAUUUGUUGAUGUCGAUAACAGGUUUUAGCUUGGGGACAGGCACCAUCUCCCAGGAUAACGGACGUCUCUGCUCCGCAAAACUGCUGUUUUGCACAGCUGUAACUGGGCAAGCAAGGAUGCCUGCGUACGCCUUCACCAUACUACCCCAUCUAGUCCUGCCGUCUUCAUAGGGUUAAGCCUUUUUAGAGCGCAUAAAACGGCGGGUUCGGAUAGGGUCAGCGGUGACAAAUCCUCACUGUGUGACGGGAGGAAUUCAAGCCUUUGGAAGGACUCUAUAGGUUGUAGGAAUCCUGAGUUGAUUUGGCUGGCAAUCUCUUGGUCAGACAGAAAAGCGGAACGUCGAUGACUUGGCAAACAAAGGGUCUGAGCCAGGAGCGAGAGCCAUGUCAGCGAUCCACUUGCCCGCACUCCACCACUAGCUAGGCUCGGUUUUCUUUAGGUGGUUCACUUUUGAAGCGUAGUAGUUGCUACGGAGAACUAUCCCUCUGUCUAAAGGAAUAGGGCCAAAAUGAAAAAUCCGGCCGGAUUUUUUGCGUUCGCUACCAGUUUACUUUGCAAAAUCCUGCCAGCAAACCUCCUUAACGUGUACUAACCAGGCUUUUAUACUUUUUACAUACUAUAUCACUUCUAAAAGUAAACAGUAGUUUUAGGGGCCGAAUUUAUUCAGACCAUACGGGUAAUUAUUGAGAGUUUCAAGAAACGGCCCUUUGAGAGAAACAAUCAACAUUUUGGCGUUGGCUUUGAGUGAUUACCGGAAAGCAUGUGACAUGAUACCACAUAGCUGGAUUGUCAAUUAAGUGUUUGGAGAUGUUUAAAAUAGCUGAUCAUGAGAACUGUGAAAAGGUCUUUUUUUUAUUAAUGGUAUGCAGACAUAGAAGUAGAGUUAUCAUCAUCAGGCGAGAGAUUGGAAGUCAUUAAUUAGAAGAAGAGGCAUUUUCCAGGGCUGCUUGUUUUUUGCAUGAUUCCAUGAACAUUGGUGUUGAAAAAACAACAACAGGUUAUGAUCUUGCGAAGGAUUUAAGGUUAAACAUCUUUCUUAUGGACGAAUUAAAAUCGUUUGGGAAAAGUGAAGACCAAAUAGAUUCGUUGGUGCUAGCUGUACAGUUGCUUAGUGAGGAUAUUAGAAUGGCAUUUGUAUUGAAAAAGUGUAGUGUGUUGAGUAGUGAUAGAGGGAUGAAUUUAAGCCCUGUUGGGGUCGAGUAAGUGUCGUUUAAGGUUUAGGUAAAUCAUUGAUAUGCGUAAGGUUCGAGUCCAUGACCUCACCCAUUGUUUUAACCUAGAAAAAAGGUGGGUUCCUCUAUACUGAUAAGUGCAGUCUUCCUCCAUAUCUAAUGAGCGUUCCUCUUAUACAAUAGGAACAGGCUUGUCUAGAAUUACCCGGUAAGUAACUUGAUCCGGAACGACCUAUUAAAAGAAUAAGAACAAGAGAAGCGAUCACCUAGCAACACGAGAAACGGUUUAAUAUGUUUUCUAUUAUAAUUAAGUGCUAAAAAUCGGAUAUAUGAACAAAACACACGCACACAGAAAGUGGAGCUGAGAACUCUUUAUUUCAAUUCUGACUGGCCAUAACAAAACCGCUGAGUCUCAGCGCUUGGUGAGCUUAUGGUCUUGUUAUUUUCACGCGCCGUUAGUCAGUUAAUUAUAUGCGAGUAAAAAAGCCAACAUUUGUAUACAAAACGGCUCCACAGUAAAAACCCCAAGGGAGAACCUUCACUUAUUAUUAUAAAAACACAAGAAAACAAUUAUUAAAUUCUUGAAUAGCACCAAAUAAUGACUGUUUAGGCUUAUGCUGCGACGUCCCUUCCCCUGAUGAAAUAGAAUUCUGCACGAUAUAAAUCUCGCUGAGAUUUCGAUGAUGAGAAUCACGAGUAAAGAGGUUCACAAUUCGCUUGUCUUUACUGGCGUCAAUCAUCUGAUCAUCAAACACGAUCAGAUUCUGUUUGUUCACAUCAAAAUAGAAAUCCUGCUCCAAAGCCGUAGGAAUUCCCUUGAUAAAUUCAAUGUGUGGCAUAGCGACUAGCAUUUCUGUAUACGUAGGCUGCCAUUGUGAAUAACACCAAGCGAUCCUCUCUGGGGGAAGGUAAAUUGCCUCUUAAGCUUGAUGUAAUAGAGAUAGAACCCAGGCCGCUUUUCCGGACUUGGUCAUUCCAGCAGUUAUGGAGGUGAAAGGAUGCUCAAAGCGAAACCGCUGACAUUUCUGUGAAGACAUCAGAACUGUUUGAAAUAGGGUGAGACCAGCAUUGCGGUGUUUAAACAUCGCGUGCCUUUACAUGCUAUCCUUUCUACUAAACGAUUUUUUCGCAAACGGAACAGAACCAACUCAUGUCAACUCCUCAGGAGCAGAAUGUAGACUGAGAAAAAGGUAGAAUGUUGCGCGUUUAUAUAGGUUAGGAAAGCAAUGAAAUCACAUUUCUAUUGCUUUCCUCCCCCUCCACCACCACCACCAUCACCACACAUUUCUAUUGUUAAGUUAUUAACUGUUUUUCUUGUUCUUGUUGUUUUUAUAAUAAUAUGUCAAGGUUCUCUCUAGGGUUUUUUACUGUAGAGCUGAGCCAAUUUAUAUGCAAAUGUCGGCUUGUUAACUCGCAUAAUUAACUGACUAACGGCGCUUGAAAAUGACAAGACCAUAAGCUCACCAAGCGCUUAGAGUUAGUCCUCUCCUCGAGAUUGAAUACCUGAAUUUUGGACUUGAGUUUUGUUUAAAUCCUGUGUUUAGUCAUGAUAAUUUAAAGAAAUGAUUAAAGAUUUUUCAGUUACACUCAGUAACAAUAGCUUGUUCAACAACUGAGCUCUUUCAUUUUGAACGCAUAAUAGUCUCUACAUGAGCCAAUUAUCAGGGUUAAAAGAGACCGGGCAAUUCUAGGUAAGCCUGUUGUUUUAUUGUAUAAGAGAGACACUCAUUAGAUAUGGAGGAAGACACUUAUCAGUAUGAAGGAACCCACUUUUUUCCUAGGUUAAAACAAUCGGUGACGUCAUGUACUCGACCCUUUUUCAUAUCAAUGAUUUACCUCAACCUUACUAGAUACUUACUCGACACCAACGGGGUUUAAUUUCAUCCCUCUGUCACUACUGUGUUGGUAGUGACAAGGGGAAAGAAAGUAAGGUUUGAGGGUAUAACUCUUUUGCAUGGGCGGACAAUGGGAGAAAGCGGUGAAGAAGGUAUAAAUAUUUGGGGAUUAUUGAGGCGGAUGUAAUAAACGAAAAGGAGAUGGAAAAGAAAGUAAAAAAGAAGGCUGAAACUUAUGUUGAAAUCAAGAUUGAAUUGAAAGAAUAAGGUUAUAGCGAUUAACACCUGCGCAGCUGUCAGUGCUGAUCAGGUAUGGAGCAGGUAAGAUGGGCAAAGGCAGAACUGAAAACAUUGGAUUCAAUGACUAGAAAGGUGCUGACACUGAAUGAUGCUUUCCAUUCAAAAAGAGAUGUUAAUUGCUUGUAUGUAUCAAGGGAGGAUGAAGGUCGGGAACUAAUAAGCUGUGAGGGGUGUGUGAGAGGUGAUUAAAACAGUUUUGGGUGGUAUGUGAGGAAUUCUUGGGGCGUUUUACUGCAAGGGGUAAGGGGUAAGGUAUAUUGUAAGGGAGGAAACUGUCAGUUAAGCUGAUUGAAGACAUCUUGGAACAAUGAGCUGAAACUCGACAGCUGGAAGGAAAAAAAGCUGCAUGCUCAAUUUUGUGAGGAAUACCCGGAACAACACAUGUGAGAAAACUUGGCCGGAGCUGGUUACGAAAAGCAGACUCGAAGAUCCAAACAGAAGCAGUUAUUUGUGCAGGCCAGGAACAGGCUCAGAGGACCAACCAUCUAACUGAUACUAUGUUGACAUUACCGCGCGAAUCCCGCUUAUGUAGGUAAUGUGACGAGAAGGUGAGAGUGUAAACCAUAUUGUCUGUAAGUGUAACUUUAAAGUUAGCUCGAAGGGAAUAUGAAAACAGACAUGAAAAUAUUGCAAAAGUGGUUCGUUGGAAGUUAUGUGAGAAAUAUCAUCUGGGAAAGAAGGACAAGUGGUACGAACACGUACCUGACAAAGUGAGUAAAAAAGAUAAAAUUAAACUACUGUGGGAUAAGGAACAUCCAAUGUGAUCAUGUCAUCAAUGCUACAAUAGACAUGAUCGUGGCUGUAAACAAACAGGAGAGAGAGUGCGCCAUUGUUGAUAUUGCUGUAGCAGGGGAUAAGAGAAUUGUUGAAAACGUUAAAAAAUAUCAGGAGCUUAAAGGGACAUUACAAGGAUGUGGAACACGAGAACUGUGCAGGUGAUACAGAUUGUAGUAGGAUCAUUCGCAAGUGUGACGAAGAACUUGGAGAAGUGGCUGGAAAGUUGGACACAAGAAUUAGUAUUUCAUUGCCCCCAAAAAACCACUCUUCUAGGAACAGAAAGGAUUUUCAGAAAAGUAUUAGUCAGUUCUAGAGUAAGGAGUCGAAAUCUAAGGGUCCAUUUUCAUGGGUCAUUACUCGCUCCUUUAGCAAGUACAACGGUAUGAGAUCAGCCAGUACACACACACAAAAAAGAAAUAAUAAUGGUGAUAAUAACAAUAAUCAUGGUCAUUAUCGUUAUCAUUGAUAUCGCGGUUAUUUCCCCUUUCUGGUGUAUAGCUAUUUAAAAACAAACAAACAAACAAACAAACGAGAAAGGUUUGUGGAAUUCCUUAAGUUUCAAUUUGUUAAAAGCACAUGACGUUUUGGCAUGAUCUUUACGGUCAAGUAAUACAGGCAACAUUUUCGCUUAACUUGUUGCGCAACAUUGUUACAUUCCAAGUUGAAAAACGUUGUUGCCGACCGCCGAGGUCGAGUUUAAGAGUCAAAAUUAACAGUGCAGCCUUUAAAAUUAAACUAACCUGCAUAGCAAGCGUUUCUGCGCGAGUUCGUCGAGAAAAUUGGGACGAGAGCAAAAAAAAAAGGAAUGAGAGGGGAGGGAGAGGGGAGCGAAGGAAACGCUUCCCCCCAAACCACACGAUUUUGAAAAACUGCGUUCGCCCACGAACGCAGCUUUUGAUUGGUGCGGCGCUGGUAGUGUUGAUUAAAUAGUAAUCAAUACACCAAUCAAACCAGGUAUGUUUUGUUUACGUGCGUCGCUGAUCUGGUCUGAUCUGAUUUAUGGUCGUAGAUUACAAAUGCUUUGGUCUGAUAUUUAUUUGAAUCAUGUUUGUGCGAAGGUUUAUCACUGACAGAUCUGAGUCCCUUCGAUCAAUAGUAUAAUUGGAGAUCGAACAUUGGAGACUAGUGAAGGCCCUGAGUUUAUUGGGAAUGACGGCGUGCGUAUCUGACAACGGACUGUUUGUUGGAGAUAACAUCAACGUAAAUCAGAACAUCGACAUUAGCUAGAGCCGCCAUGGACAAGUGAUUGGAAAUUGAGCAGCAUGUAUUGUAGUGAACUUUUCGACACUGGCUGGCCUGUGGAGAGCAGCUGCUCUGCAAAACUCAUAGCCGGCGGAGUGAAUUGUUCCGGACAAAUCAUUUCUUUGCGACGUUUUGACAAGGUUUCAGAUGAGAUAAAGUCACAUAACGUUAAAAUUUUAACUCAACUAUAAAGAACAAGAAAUUCCGCUUUCAACCUUCUUUUAUCGUAAAGCUUCUUUUUAUUACAGUUUUGCAAUCGCGUGGAGCGUGUUUUCGGGAGCAAAGUAAAUGUCUCAAAUCUGGUGAUCUAUUCGUUAUCUAUCUUGACGAGCUGUCAAUUUACAAAUGAACCGAACCGUGAAAUAUCAAGGGGCGUUUUCCAGAAUCGCGGGGUUUGCGGGCAAGCGUUUCGUCUUCUCCCCUACCCCUCCCCCUUCCAUUUUUUUUUGCUCCCGCUCUAACUUUCGCGCUGUAACUCGACUGGAAACGCUUGCUAUGCAGUCUAAAAUUAAACUGCCUUGUAUUCUGGGCCAUGGCUGUUUGUACGUUUGAUUUUGUGUUAAAAUUAGCAUUAUUUCAGUAGCUUUUAUUGCUGCUCUCAUUUCGGUGUCUGAACACCGACAUGAUAGGUCUUUAAGAGUGGUUGUCAGAGAAAACCGGGCAAGAAUGUCAACGGAAGGGGGUCAACAGAAUAAGUUCAUACUAACAUCAUAGAUAGGUCUGGUGGAGUAUUGGACAAAUAUACCAAAUAUAGGUUCUUCACUGCCCUUGUAUUAGAGAUACGAGCAUCACUUUAUUUGACCCCCUCGGACGCCAUUUUUAUAAGCAAAUUUUCACCAUUUUCUGAAACUUACAGAACCCGCAAAAUUGAACGAGCGAAGUUUAUUUUUUGCAUGCGAUACAACACAUCAUAGAACUACUUUCUAAAAUUAUAAGAUUUGUUAAGCAACCACGGGCAAGACUAAAAUUUUCUUAUUUUAUCUGACCUAAACUCAUUGUCUGCAAAUGAACAAAAAAUCGGGCAUUUUUGAAUUGAUUUACAGCGCACAACUAAAACGACAGUACAACUCUGACAGCCAAAUUGCAGUCUACUAUCAUCCAUGUAACCAAAACACUAAUAAUCAUUUUGGGCCAUUGAAACGGGAAGAAAUUAGAAAACUCACAUUUGUUAUAGUUUCCAAGCUUUUUCUUGCAAACAGGCCGAUCCCUUCGUGUUUGUUUUAAGUCCUCUUCGUGAAUCUUCUUUCAUAUUUCGCGGUAAAGUAUGUUCAGCAGCUGGAGGAAAUAUCAAAAAGCUCGAAAUACUGCCUAGGUUACAUUUUGAAAGGGCAAAAAGUGCUGAACGAUAGGAUAUAACUAGAAAAUAAUAAAGCGACACCAUCUUGAAAAUUCAGCACUCAGGAGGGACUGGCACUAGUAGCUGCCUUGUCCACAAGAUGAUGAAUUACCAAACAGGCCACUUGCACGAAGAGGUCACGUGACCAAUGCUUCCUUUAAACAAUGAGUUGGAAUCUUGCUGAUGCCCAAAACUGACAGAGCACAUAAAAAUUAUCUUACAACCGAAAUUUGAGAGGAAACGCAUUUAAGGGAGAUAUUUUAUGGUACUUUGAUUUUUCAACAAAGUAGUAUGAUUUGUAUUGGCCGCCAUGUUGGAGGGCAUACUCUUGCCCUCCAACAUGGCGGCUGAAACUACUUUUUGCUUAUAUCUUGUUAAACGUUUGAUAGGUACGCUCAGAUGUGCUGUAAACGUUACCACAUCAUCUUUUCAACAUUUUCCUUGAAGUUUAAGUGCAAAAUUUGUGUUCAGAAAGAGGUAAUUCAUAAUUUUAAAAACGACAUUUUGGUCACGUGACUAGCUACGAACUUACUGAUUUUAAGAAAAUGGUGCGGGUUUGAAAAACCAAAUUACUAUUACUUUGUUUAAGAUAUGACCCUCUAAUCGUUUGUCGAAGGCAAGAUCAUAUAAUUUUCAUUUUCAUAAAAACGAUGUCACAUGACCUCUUAGUGCAAAUGGCCUAUGGCUAAACAACAAAAAAGAAACGAACCGGCUUAUCAGCGACCUAUAACAGUCCUAUUUCUUCUUCAAUUACUACUUUUAGUUAAAUUUGGCUUGUUUUGUGUCGUUUUUUUUAUGGCGGAGUGAUGGGGUGUGGUGAACAGGUGACCAAUUGGCAUUACUUUAUUCAGUCUUCAUUUGCUCUUCAUUCACUUCAUUUUGAGUUAUCCCGCUUAAGUCUACGCCUUUCUUUGGACUCUUUAUUGUAUUAUCUAUUUUUGCGUCAGUCUUCAAUCACCGUCCAUGUCCAAAGGUCCACUCAUCUCCUGUUCAUGAUUUCCAGUAACACUUUUCAAAGUCUGGAAGGCUUCGCCCGAAACACUUCUAGCAGAGCUUGGGGGAAGUGAUUGACUAGUCAUAAGCUUCAUGGGUGGGGAGGCUGAGUAGUUGCUCCUUGGACUUGGCUGUCUAGAGACUCAGUACAGGCACCUUGUAACGGUUAAGAGUCAGGUCCGUAAUCUGACUAACUGUCAGUCACUAAAAAUUUAUCGAUGUACGUUUGAGCAACUUGUUGUUCUGAAUGAGUUUUAAUUUCAUUGAGUUUAAUUAAGUAAUUUGUAUUCAUAACUUUUCAAAAGAGAUUGAGCGGUUUUCUAUGUAAUAAAAGUGAGCUUAUCCAGUAAUUUGCGGUGACACCUAUAAAUCUGUGGAAAAUUGUAAAUACAUAUAUUCCAUUUACAUAUGUAACUCAAUGCGAUAUUCUGAUUCCAUGGUCUAAUUCCUGUGAAUUUCAUAGAACUCCAUGGAGAUCAUGGAAGUAGUUUCCAUGGAAUUUCGUGGAACUUUUCCAUUGAAUUCCAUUGAAAUUGAUGUCCUUAUCCCCCAUGGAAUGCCAUGGAAAUAUUUCCACGGAAAUCGAUGGCAUUCCAUGGAGGUAUUUCUUACGGUGUGUACCAAGUUAUUUAAAGGGGCUAUGUCACGCUAUUUUCUACCUUUUUAAAAAGCUAAAGCGUGUUUUCUAAUCAAUUGAAUCCCAAGAAUAAGACUAUAUUUAGGCAUUACAACCGUUUCCUGUCGUCUGUUAAUAUGGAAGGUAAGGAUGAUUGAAACUUGAAAAAAUGGCCAACCUUUCAAUGCGAAAAAUUACCAAAAAAUAAUUAUGGCUACUGCUGUCUCAUAAAUUUUGUUUGGGACCUUCUCAAUAACUCUAAAGGAGCAUUUUGUUUAAGUGUAUAGACACUAAGUAAUGACUUCAGCGCGUAAUAUUCCUAAAAACAACAAUAUCCUCGAGACAAACCCCCUUUAAUACCAGGAUAAAUUGACUACGAUAUGAUUAAAACGCCCGAUGGCUGUUGUGGGAAUUAAGUCAAAUCUCUUUCUUUUUUCCACGAGCUUGACGUGGCGAGUGUUUCACCUUUUCCAAAACGAAACGUGUUAUUAUUCUCUUGUCUUAAAUUGUCAGAGUCGUGUCCAAAUAUGGCAAUCCUGACAGGGACUUCAGGCAUCAUCACGAGUCCUUCUUACCCGGGAAAUUAUGGUAAUAAC